ACAUUGACUGCGCUGCCAAACGGACGUGUGGCGAGCCGACAAGGAGUGAACAAAAGUUAAAUUGGAGAGGCGCGAGUUUUGAAUCAACCAAAUGAUGCAAUAAAACUUAUAUGUAUAUAAUUGUGAAUAACAAAAACUAAUAAAAUUAUUUAAUGUCAAUUGAAAUAUUUAGAUUAAGCAUAUAUAUAAAAAUUGUUAAACAAGAGUUUGACAUUUUAAAUUCUCCCACACAAACUCAUAAACUGCUUCAUUUAUUAUCGCGGAAGCUGCCUUUGACUGCAGGCAUUGGCAACGAGCGUCUAGCAACAGCGCAGAGUUUGGCUAAGGAUGUAAAGUGAUAUGAACAAUUGUUGCCUUGCCUUGAUGCGACUGCUCAUUGAUCCACCUUAAGUGACGGGAAAUCAAAUCAAACCGUUUUUAAUGGCCUUUGUCAUUUGAACGCAAGUGGUUGUGCAACCGGAAAGCGCCAAGUGAUUGUACUUCAUGUGAAAUGCAUUAUAGGCGAAUGCACAAUUUUUGGCUGUUUUUUGUUUGUGUGGCUUAGGUUGUUCUUUUCGGGGCCUGUCGUCUGGCUGCCGAGCUUAUCAGCCAUGUGCACAGCCAGCACGUCAAACAUAACGAUAAGUGCGGGCAGCAGCAGCAGUGACAACAGCAGACUAUAUUAAUAACAGUGUUGGCAGUCAACACCAAACCAACGGGCGCCGAUUAAUUGACGCAGCGGCGACAGCAUGAGGCAAAGCGUUGACUUUGCACUUGCCAGAAGCAGUGACGAUGAUGAUGGCCUCAAUCAAUCAUUCAUGGCUCAUACGUUGCCCAAUGGCAGGCCCAGUCUGAGUGUCGGUCUCGGUCUCGGUCCGAGUCCCAGCACUAGCUCUGGCUCUAGCUCCAGCCCCAGCCCGGAGCUGUUGUUGCUGCACAAUGACAAAUUCCUAACACAUGUCGCCCAAAUGCUCAACAUGACGACCGAGAAUCUAACAAAUCUGCUAACAGCAAAUAGCACAAAUGGCACAACAACGACAACGGCAACAGCAACAGGGACAGCGGCAACAACUAUCGCAGAUAACUGGGAGGAGUCGCCCACGCUGCUCAUUUUCCUAACUAUUUGCUAUGCGCUAAUCUUUGUGGCCGGCGUGCUGGGCAACCUAAUAACCUGUAUUGUCAUUUCGCGAAACAAUUUUAUGCACACGGCCACCAACUUCUAUCUGUUCAAUUUGGCCGUCUCCGAUUUGAUUCUGCUCAUCGCAGGCAUACCACAGGAGCUGUACGAUUUGUGGUGUCCCGACUCGUACCCCUUCACGGACGGCAUCUGCAUCAUAGAGAGCGUCCUCUCCGAAAUGGCAGCCAACGCCACGGUGCUAACCAUCACGGCGUUCACUGUGGAGCGCUACAUAGCCAUCUGCCAUCCAUUUCGGCAACACACCAUGUCCAAGUUAUCGCGUGCCAUCAAAUUCAUCUUUGCUAUUUGGCUGGCAGCCUUCCUGCUGGCGCUGCCACAGGCCAUGCAGUUCUCGGUGGUUAACCAGGGCGAUGGCUACUCCUGCACGAUGGAGAACAACUUUUACGCGCAUGUUUUCGCCGUCUCGGGCUUUAUAUUCUUCUGCGGACCCAUGACGGCGAUCUGUGUGCUCUAUGUGCUGAUUGGCAUGAAGCUGAAGCGUAGCCGUUUGCUGCAGUCGCUGCCGAGGCGCGCUUAUGACGCGAAUCGUGGCCUAAACGCGCAAAGUCGUGUCAUCAGAAUGUUGGUAGCUGUAGCCGUUGCCUUUUUUCUCUGCUGGGCGCCCUUUCACGCCCAGCGCCUGAUGGCUGUGUAUGGCGUUUCGCUGAUUAAUGUCUGCCGCUGUCGCGAUGCCUUCAACGACUAUUAUCACAUACUUCACUACACAUCCGGCGUGCUCUACUUCCUGUCCACGUGCAUCAAUCCGCUGCUGUACAACAUUAUGAGCCACAAGUUCCGGGAGGCAUUCAAGAUUACAUUAACACGUCAAUUCGGCCUGGCGCGCAAUCAGCAGCAGCACCAGUACCACCAGCACAACUACAGUGCUCUGAUGCGACUGCAGGGAUCGAUGCGGCUGCAGCCCGUCAGCUGCAGCAACAACAACAAUGCCCUGGAGCCAUAUGGAUCGUAUCGUGUGGUGCAGUUCCGCUGUCGCGAUGCCAACCAUCAGCUGUCGCAGCAGGACAGCAUUCGCACGAAUACGACAACCACGACUAUUAAUAGCAGCAGCUUGGCCGCUGUUGGCGGUGCAGGUGCCGGCGGCAGUGGUGCUGCUGGUGGUGGUGCUGCUGCUGCUGGCAGGCGUCAGCGUAAACAGGACCUGUACGCGACGUCGGCGGGCAGCGCCGUGCCGCAUCGCCUGCUGCAGACGCAGAGCUCGCGGCUAAGUGAUGUCAAUACACACGCAUUGCUGGACCCGGAAGUGGUUGAAGUGGCUCGCAGCCAUUGUGCGCCUGCACGUGCCAAACGCACGCUGCUGGCCACAAAUAACGGCGCGUUGCUGCUGGCAACCGCCCAGUCCACAGAAGAGCCGCCGCAGCCCGCCACGCGCCUCAAGCUAACGCGUGUAAUCAGCCGGCGGGAAGAACCGGCCUACAGUGGCAGCAGCAGUCUGGCCGACCAGGAGACGGCGAGCACAGCUACCACGGGAGGAGGAGGCGCCGCUGGAGCAGAGGGGAGCAAGUUUCCAUGGCGCAAGAAGCGCAAGAAGCAAAACCCGGCCAACAACAAUGAAACGGUCAGUGGCAGAAAUGGCUAUGCCACGCCCAAGUCGCUGUGAUAAAUGAAAGGCGUCCGCGCUGCAAGUAUUUAGAUAGCAAAUAAAUCUUUAUAAAUAGUUAUUUCCAGAUAGUUAUAUAUGUAUAUACAUAUAUCGUUAUAAAUGUACAGUGUGUUAAUGUUAACUAAUAGUUUUAUUUAACUAUUGUAGCAAAAGAGUUCGAUAAAGGGCUUCGAGGCUAGGGAUUUGCCUUGAAACUUGUUUUCUUACAGUUUUCCAGACUUAAGUACAAUUCAGAUAUAAAGUUAAACUUGUCUUGCAAAGCGUUUUAAAUAAAUGUUAUAUAUUGAACGUUAAAAUGAUUGGUGAUUUUGUUCUUAAUGUUAUUCUUAUUGGAUUCUUAUCAGGGCUGUGCGUAGCUUUCGAAAUUUGCUUCUAGCUUGAACAUAGGCUUGAAUAUAUACAGAAAUGUCUAUAUUUUUAUGGUCUUCGCUGUUAAUGCUAUGCAUAUAUCAUAUGCUAAUAUAUCUACGUAUAUUUUAUAAUCGACAUACAUACAUUUACAAAUCUCUCUUAACACUGUUUUAUUAUUGUUAGAGCAGUCCUUCAGCUUGAACUUUAGCUAUUUUCUAGUCAAAUAUGCAGCAACCGAUUGUCAUUUAUAGCUAACCGAAUAUCAAAUAAUUAAAUAUAUCAAACCUUAUUAAAAACACGAAAAAUGUACAAAAAUUAAUU
This is a messenger RNA of Drosophila mojavensis, 3449 nucleotides long. It is a transcript of the gene PK2-R1, whose product is annotated as neuromedin-K receptor. Gene Ontology annotation, cellular component: plasma membrane. Gene Ontology annotation, molecular function: neuropeptide receptor activity. Bases 729 to 2774 code for a protein of 681 amino acids. Gene Ontology annotation, biological process: neuropeptide signaling pathway. The transcript has 8 exons. Lineage: Eukaryota; Metazoa; Arthropoda; Insecta; Diptera; Drosophilidae. The record is from RefSeq and is a predicted model, not a curated record.